CAAAUCUUUUAGAAAACGAGCUGAAAUCGAGUGAUAGCGAGUAAUUUUUGGGCUUAAACUUCUUAACUCAUUCAUAAAAAUCAGAACUCAGAUGGCGAAAUAGAUAGAGCACUGAGCACUUGCCGCAGGUCCGUGCCACUAACACCGUUUCUCCAUUUUCCUAGGGAUUUCAACUUUAUUAAAACAACAUAAAUUAAGAUGUCGUCGGCUACGUCCAUCUCCGCCACUAUCAGGCAUCUUCAUAUACGCCCUUGUCCCGCCCUGUCUAUAUUUACGCCUAGAACAUGUGUGCCGGCAAUUGGUGACCGGCAGAAAAAAUUCUGCGUUAAAAUGUCUUCGAAAGCAUCGGACACGCUUGAAGUCUGCGCUAAAGAAUCUGUUACAGCUCCCAACAAGCUUGGAGAUUGUCCAUUCACUCAAAGGGUCUUGUUAACAUUGGAGGAAAAACAUCUUCCCUAUGACUUAAAGUUGGUUGAUUUGAGGAACAAACCUGAAUGGUUCUUGAAUAUAAGUCCCGAAGGUAAAGUUCCCUUGAUAAAGCUCGAUGACAAGUGGAUACCUGAUUCUGAUGUUAUAACUCAGGCGUUAGAAGAGAAGUUUCCAGAACCCCCACUUGCAACGCCACCAGAGAAAGCUGCUGCUGGUUCCAAGAUAUUCUCGACAUUUAUUGGAUUUCUUAAAAGCAAAGACCCAAAUGAUGGAACAGAGCAAACGUUACUAACUGAGCUCGGGGACUUCAAUGGUUAUCUUGAGGACUGUGGCCCAUUUAUCAAUGGAGAAGUGAUAUCGGCAGCUGAUUUGUCACUUGCACCAAAGCUCUACCAUCUUGAGAUUGCUUUGGGACACUAUAAGGAGUGGUCUGUCCCAUCAUCACUUACCUAUCUGAAUUCAUACACGAAGACUAUAUUCUCCAUGGAUUCUUUCAUCAAAACUCGAGCUCUACCGGAAGAUGUGAUUGAAGGCUGGCGGUCGAAAGUCGAAGGUUGAUAAAUCCAUUAGAGUUGUCAUCUUCUCGACAUUCUUCGACUUAUGGGGUGUGCACCAUGCAAUUUCCAACAUGUGGUGCUAUCUUGUUGAUAAAUCUUGAAGUACAUGCUUACUGAUGCAAGUGAAUUGAAUUCAAAUGUUUGGUGCAUCCAACUAUAUUCAAAUAUGCAGUGGAGCUAUUUAUAUUAAUUUGAGUUUGUGGGAAUAGAUAUGAGAUAAAAAUGAAGUGGUUUGAUAUGAAAAUAAG
Messenger RNA from Striga asiatica, 1234 nucleotides. The record is from the annotation of a GenBank genome assembly. NCBI's taxonomy places the organism in Eukaryota, Viridiplantae, Streptophyta, Magnoliopsida, Lamiales, Orobanchaceae.